Marchantia polymorpha subsp. ruderalis is the source of this 3098-nucleotide messenger RNA. The record is from the annotation of a GenBank genome assembly. NCBI's taxonomy places the organism in Eukaryota, Viridiplantae, Streptophyta, Marchantiopsida, Marchantiales, Marchantiaceae.
GGAAGUCCCGUACGUACGUGCUCUCGUGGUCUGCUGGACCUCGACGCAGUGGGCGCUGGCUGUCUGGCUGGCUGGCUGCCUCUGUGCCAUAGGACCUCGUCGUCGUCCCUCGGUGCGUCUUGGUGUCGAGGAGGAGGAGCCUGAAGUCCCAGGGGCUGCUGCACAUUGCGUUGGACAUUGCGUCCCGAGUACUCUUUCUCGCUCGGCUGCGAAUUCUUUCACGAGCCGGUUGACCUCUGCGGAGAUUUUGGUUAGGUUAGUCCCCGGCGUGUGUGUGUGAUCGAGCCUUGAGGCGUCGGAAAGGGUUUUUUUGUCGACAUGAAUUGACUCCGCGAGGGCCACGAAUUCGAGUUACGGAAGAAGCCGAGAAGGCCUUUUCGCGGGGACAGAUUUCUGGAUCUCUGUGUAACUACAUGUCGGAGGGUAUCCUCGUAGCGCCUUCGUGAUUUUUCUACCGUGUAGAGUAGAGGUGGACGGGAGGGAGAGAGGUGUGUGAAGGUUGUGUUUGUGCCGUGCCUGGCCUGGCCUUGCCUUGCCCUCGGUAGUGGGAGGCAGGGGGGCACGAUGUUGCGCGUAGGGCUCCUGACCCUGGGUCUGGUAGCGGCUACGCUCGUGGUUGUUUCAGCGCUCACGAAUGGCAAGGGCGAGCCCGAUGCCAAUGUCUCGUAUUCUUUCGAAUCCGUCGUGGGUGGUAGUUUAGACAGGAAGCCAGCCAGGGGAGGUGCGGAGUACGCGCAGGUUUUCGUCAAGCAUACGUCGUGGAUCAAUUCGAUAGUCUUGUAUCCCUUCCUGCCGUCUAGUCUUAGAGCUACAAUUCCCCACAACGUACAGUCAUGGCUUCGCAACUACAUCGCGGGCAUUUUCAUCUACUUCCUGUCCGGAGGUCUUUGGUGCCUCUGGGUUUACCAACUGAGGAAGGACUAUUAUUUUCCGAAAGGUAACAUCCCUACCAAGGAACCAAUCAAGAUGCAAAUCGUGGUAUCUAUGAAAGCAAUGCCCUUGUACACCCUGCUUCCAUCACUAUCGGAGUACGCCAUAGAGAGGGGAUGGACGAGAUGCUACUCGGAGAUCGAGGAAGUUGGAUGGCCGAAUUACAUCGUCUACAACAUUCUGUACAUGGCAUUUAUAGAAUUUUUCAUCUAUUGGAUGCACCGCGGACUGCAUGAUGUCAAACCUCUCUACAAACUCUUGCACGCUACUCAUCAUAUCUACAACAAAGAGAACACAAUGUCUCCAUUUGCAGGUUUGGCAUUCAAUCCUUUCGACGGAAUACUUCAGGCUUGUCCGCACGUCUUCGCGUUGUUCGUGAUACCCAUGCACUUCUUCACACACGAGUUUUUAUUCUUUUGUGAAGCCAUCUGGACUACAAAUAUUCAUGACUGUAUUGACGGCAACGUCUUUGCCAUCAUGGGAGCUGCUUACCAUACGAUUCAUCAUACUACGUACCGACACAACUAUGGGCACUACACUGUUUUCAUGGACUGGCUGUUUGGCACUCUUCGAGAUCCAGAGGAGAGGAAAUUACAAGAUUCGAAAUCGUCUUAAGUGUGCCGUGAUCAUUGACAAGUUGUUUACAUGUACCCUAUUAUUUUGUUCUGCCCCCAUCGGAUCUUGCCCGAAUUUGGAAUAUCAGCUGUAGACAAUAGAGGAAGGAAGGUGUGACAUCCAGUAAUGAAGGCAAGUAUUGUGCGACGAGAAAUUGACAUGGCUGACGCCUGUGGAGCCCAAACAUUGUUUUGAGGUUCGCUCAGUAGUCCCAACGAAGGGAUUGGGCUGGUGUAUCCGCGAAUAUUUGUGUUGUAUGUGUACAUCAUUCAGGUGACAUAGAUUCGCAUCAUUUCUGAAGGUUACGUUGGGCUCCAUGGUCAUCAAACAGGAAUCACUUCUUUGCUGGUUUCCUUCUAUUCCUAUCUUCCAUUAUCCCUUCCCUUCUCAAGUUUCUCCGCAGUGGAUUUCGAAUCCUUAAUUCCAUCCAAUGAGUAUCAUCACUUGUUCGUUCAGAUCUAACUCUCUCUUUCCUGGUCUUCUCUACCCCGUUAGUAUCAAUUUCGUUUAUAACACUUGAUUUGUACAUCUCGUAACUAAUUAAGAAUGAGACCUCACUCAUUCAAUGAGGGUGAGCACGUUUCAUAUGGAUUAUCACUUUGAAAGAUAGACAUAGUCAACUUUUCAUUAUAUGCAAAUCACGUAACAAUCAACACAUGUUCAAAACGUGUCUUUCCUCUAAUCGGCUAAAACUGAAGCUAAUUUAUCAAGCUAGAAGAUACAUCAACAAAGUUGUCGCUAACACCAACAUAAGUCUCAGCUUAACAAGUCGUCUGAAAACCUUUCUGUAAACUGUCGACAAUUCUCGACCCUCCCAUCGAUGUGAGUGAUCGACACUAACAAUCUUCAUAGAAGCUACCUUCAACUGGUCCAUAUCUUGACAAAUACAUCUCAAAGUCCAGGUAUUAUCAUGAAUCUUCGAGUAAACCUUAAUAUACGAAGCGAUUUCUUGCUCCUAGCGUUGUGGGAAUUGCUUAAGUCAUGAAAGUUGAUAAUCAACCAAUCAAUUCAUUGCUUCUCACAAACUGGGAAGUUGAAGGAGUCAUUCAACUUGCUGUUUCAGUUUUUAAUUUCUCUCUCUCCUUCUUUGCUCUCCCUCUCUCCCUUGCGAGCUUAAUGGCAAAUUUGUGCACAUAAUGAUCAGACUAGCUUUGAGAAAUUUGAAGAGGCCAGUGUAUAGCAGUACAGUUCAUUGUUCACUUAUGAGGUUUGAAGCGGGGAGUUUAUGAGAAAGUAAGUUCUGGCACGUUGAUGAUGCUCAACGAGACCAUCUCCCACAGAACACUUUUCUCGAUAAGUAGUGACCAUGCACUGAUAAAAUUUAUUUGUUUAAGCACGUUCGACUCACGCCGUGUAAUGCGAGAAUGUGGGUCCUAUUGAUUCGCAUUGUUGCUUUCGUGUUCCUUUAGUUUGUGGCCUUUCUGAGCCAGUAAAGUUGCAUUUACACUUUGGCCUUUUCUAAAGACUCCGGAUUCUGCUAUUCUUACAUUAACUCCCGAUUCUCCCUUCAUGUACAUCUAGCUGCUUAUCUCUUGCGCUUGCUAAGAGAGAAA